CUCGCCUGGGGCGAAGGCCGGAGACGCCGGAGAGGGGAGCGCGCGUCGCGCGCGCCCCCCUCCGCCGCAUUCCAUCCGUCCCAUUCACUGCCCGCUCGCGAUGUGCGGACGGCUGACGGGGGUGUCGAGUGUGUGCCGUGCGGUGUUGGUGUCGUCUGCCGUCUCCUCUUCCGACCUAAAGCAUUCGAGAAUCUCGGCUCACCAAUAAUAUGCGAUGCAAGGCUCGACGGGCGACAUCCUCGCUCAAGAUGUGUACGAGUAUAGCUGGAUGCAGACGGAACGUCGGCCUCGACAAUCGUGACAUGACGUGACGUCAACGGUGUGAUGGUGUGAUGUGACUGUGACGUGUGGAUGACUCGAAAAGUAAAGGGCUGUUCAUAUGUGCAUUCUCAGCUAUACAUUUUUUAUGAAUAUAUAUUGAUUUUGACGUUUACGCUGGCAUAUUAUCCAUUUCACUUUGCGGAUUUCGUACACAUGGGUCUCGACAUGAAUACAAUCGAAACAAUAUCUUAGGGCAACGAUGUGUCUGGAAGUCUUGCACAAGGCUUGCAAGUCUUCGAUAAGACUUCCAAGUCUUGCUGAAGAUUUGUCAGAGUCUUAGCAAGCCUUGUAGAAGGUUUGCAAGAGUCUGGUACAAAACUUGUUGAAGUCUUGUACAAUACUCUUGCGACAGUCUGGUAAGACUCUAGCAAAAGCUUUGUACAAGACAUGCAAGAGUCUUGUACAAGACUCCUGCAAGAUUCUUAUACAGUACACGUAAAGUCUUACAAGACUCUUGCAAGAGCCUUGUGCAAGACAUGCAAGAAUCUUGUACCAGACCAGCAAGAUUCUUUAUAAGAAUCUUGUAUAAGAUGUGCAAGAUUCUUGUAAAAGAUUUGCAAGAAUCUUGCACCAGACUUGCAAGAUUCUUGCACAAGAUUUAUUAGAAUCUUGUAUAAGAUGUGCAAGAUUCUUGUAAAAGAUUUGCAAGAAUCUUGCACCAGACUUGCAAGAUUCUUGCACAAGAUUUAUAAGAAUCUUGUAUAAGAAGUGCAAGAUUCUUGUAAAAGAUUUACAAGAAUCUUUUACCAGACUUGCAAGAUUCUUGCACAAGAUUUAUAAGAAUCUUGUAUAAGAUGUGCAAGAUUCUUGUAAAAGAUUUACAAGAAUCUUGUACAAGACAUGCAAGAUUCAUACACAAUAUCUUACAAGAAAGUGGGCCAAUUUCUUGCAAGAUUGUCUUGCAUAAUAAUGCCUGACAAUCUUGUAAGAUUUUUUCACCUGGGUUUAGACCUUUUACAACAUUUUUUUUUUCAAUUCAAGGAAAGCUGCAAAAAAACCUACAUCUUGCUUUCUAUUUUCCACAUUUCCAUUGCUAUCCUUAGUGCAUUUUUACAUUUUUAAUAGCUUAUUUGUCAGUUUUCAUUAUUGCUGCUCUUUCUGCCACUAAAUAGUCACAAAUGAUAACGGCUGCACUGCGCAGGUACUCUAAAGAAUAUCCUGUGUUGGUGAUAAUGCAAGUGGUAAAGAUGUGUAAAAUGUUGAUUUUGUAUGUAAUUUGCUCCUUGAGACACUGUUCAGCAAACUAGCAUUCAGUACAUACAUAAAGAAUACCUGGAAUUUAGAGGUGCAACUCCUUCCACUGAAACCUUGCUUGCUUUGCUGGCAGGAACUGAUGGUAGGAGUACAAAAAUGUGCAUAUUCUACCUCACUGCUCUGUGGACAACUAGGUGUGGGUAACAAGAUCAAGUAAAAUAUAUCACAAAGGAUCUUUCUUUCCUCUCAGGCGUGCAGUGAGGCGCCGCCACCAUGGUGCUGACCCGACUGUCGCACGCCGGCGGCUCGUGCCCGCUGGGCAAGGACAAACAGGACGACUGCUACGAGUGCUCCUCCGAGGAGAGCGGGCCCUCGCAGCCGGCGCCGAGCGGGCGCGCCCACCUCUUCCAGAAGCCGCUGCCGCCCAAACGCGCCGUGCCCUUCCAUCUGCUCGACCUGCCCGUCGAGGUACUGGAGAAGAUAUUCUCCAUGCUAACCUUCGGCGAGGUGUCCCGACUGCGCAUCGUGUGUCAAAAGUUCAACUCUGUAGCUGGCAAUUCACUCACAAAAACAUUUCAUCUGCUUCAAAAUCAAACUCUGCAGCGUUUUCAUGCAAUCAAGGCUCAGAUGCCCCGGAGGGAGUCACUGCGGAGGCGACAUCCUCUGGUGACCCACUGCGACAUCAUUGAGACGCUGAACAUGCGGCUGACGCUGCUGCAGAUGACGUUCGGCAAGCACAUGGAGCGCAAACACAUCUGCUUCUUCGCCGGCGAGAUCCUGGACGAGGUGAUCCAGGUGAUGGGCCAGCUGAAGUCGCAGAACCGGCUGACGAUCCGCAUCACGGACGAGCUGUCCGACCUCAGCACCAUGGCCAGCGAGUACUUCAAGGAGCACAUCGAGCGCCGACUGCCCGACCUGCUCUCGUUCGGACCAGAGGAGCGCUUCAGCUAUCCCAGCUCGCCGGGUCCCGGCUCGACCUCCGCCUCGUCGGUGGUGGACAGCAGCGUCGGAGGAGACUGGGACGUCUGGGACGAGGACGACGACUUCAUGGGCAACGCCGUGCUCAAAAAGAAAAUCGGCAAACUCAGCAAACAGCUGAAAAAGAGUACGGCCCAGUUGACGACCGUGAAGAAGGAGAUGCGUGGCUACAAGACUCGGGUCGACGAGCAGGCGCGCAUCAUUGAAGACUACAAGGCGCGUCUCGAGGACCACGACAAAAAGUUCGACGAGAGCGCGCGCAAAAUGACCACCAUUCUGCAGGAGCUGAAUGAGUGCAAGACGGAGCUGCAGUACUGGCGCUCCCGGUCGGCGGCGCCGGGCUCCGAGUGCUGCGCGGCUGCCGCGGCCGCCCUGGAGCCGGCGCUCGAGGGCCCCGGCCUGCCGCCGUCGCCGGGCGCCGCCGCGCUGGAGCUGAUCGCCGACGUGCCGAUCAAGUCUCCGCAGCGCUGGGAGGCGCCCGUGCCGGCUCCGGCGGCCGACGAGCAGCGGCACACGGACGACUCGGAGGCAGAGGAGGGAGCCGAGAGCAAGAUCGAGACGCGCAGCAAACGGCGCAUCGUCGACAGUGACGACUCGCGCCGCUCCAUGGCCGCCGCCGCCGCCGCACCUCGUGCAUGGAAACCGCGGAAGCGGGUGAAAAACUAGCCUCCCAGCGUGCGUGCGUCGGCGUAUCAUUUUUCCCAAAGGUACAAACGAUCGAAAUCAACACUCACCUCACCAGUUUCGGGGCGGCGGGCUCGCCCGCGCCGCCGAUGGACACGACCGGGACCUGACGUAACGGAGCGCCGCCGCCGGGCGGCACAGCGGCCGCGCACCUCGGCCCGCCCGCCCGCCCGCGCGCGGCCGGCCGGCCGACGCGGCACCCGUUUUUAAUCGUUGCGUGUGUCCGCCUUGCGACCCUGACCGCCUCACCGCAGCGUCAUUUAGUUAGAGCUCGACUAGUCUUGUACUUUAAUGUCACUUAGGAAGCGCUAGGUUCUGGAUCGAGGGCGUCGCUGCGGCGCAAGUGGUCAGACAGAGGACCGUGCAUGAGACCGGCGUGUGGCUCGUGCACAACGUGCUAGGGCGCGCGAGGGACGCGCUGCAAAUCUGAGUCAUCCGCUCGUGUCAGUGACGGCAAUGUAUUGUUGUGGGACGGCGUUGGUCGCCGUGUGUAGUGUGGGCGGCGGGGUGGGGAGGGCGGAGGCAGACAAUGUCUCGCGAUGUUGGGGGGACCGGUCCCGGCCCGCCCGCCGCUGUACAAGGCGCAGCCGGUGCGGCUCGCUGCAUCCGACUCAUCUCAUAGGUUGGUGGGCCGAGGGGCCGCAAUAAACGAGGUCGCCUCGCGCA
This is a messenger RNA of Amphibalanus amphitrite, 3843 nucleotides long. RefSeq names its product F-box only protein 28-like (gene dmpd). Bases 1789 to 3159 code for a protein of 456 amino acids. The record is from RefSeq and is a predicted model, not a curated record. Gene Ontology annotation, molecular function: transcription coactivator activity; protein binding. Gene Ontology annotation, cellular component: nucleus. The transcript is spliced from 9 exons. Gene Ontology annotation, biological process: positive regulation of DNA-templated transcription. NCBI's taxonomy places the organism in Eukaryota, Metazoa, Arthropoda, Thecostraca, Balanomorpha, Balanidae.